This is a messenger RNA of Betta splendens (Siamese fighting fish), 1330 nucleotides long. It is a transcript of the gene limd1b, whose product is annotated as LIM domains containing 1b. Gene Ontology annotation, cellular component: transcription regulator complex; adherens junction; nucleus. NCBI's taxonomy places the organism in Eukaryota, Metazoa, Chordata, Actinopteri, Anabantiformes, Osphronemidae. Gene Ontology annotation, biological process: negative regulation of hippo signaling; regulation of DNA-templated transcription; cytoskeleton organization. Bases 641 to 1189 code for a protein of 182 amino acids. The transcript has 8 exons. The record is from RefSeq and is a predicted model, not a curated record. Gene Ontology annotation, molecular function: transcription corepressor activity.
GCUGUCAGACCUCCCCUCCCAUGUCACCAUAGACCAUUGCCCGUGCAAACAUGUGCUGCGGGCUUUUAUGUCAGGCACUUUCUAAGGAUAAGGCGCUGGCCGUGCGGCAUGUGACACUUCUGGGUGUAUGGACCAAACCCAGUCCAAAAGGGGUUAAAAAUAUGUUCGAACGUGAAGAGGAAAACGACCCCACACUGAACCUUGGUUGCAUAAGCUGUUUAUCUGACUGAUAUUUGGGUGGGUCCGAUUCUUGGUCAGGAGUCAUAAACUUAAAGCAACAGCUCAUAUGAGGGAACUAAUACAGGCUGGACAUGAAACAGCAGUCAUAUAACAGAGGGCUAAAGCGUUUUCAUUCACGAUUCAAGAUUGCUGGUUGAUUUGCUGCUAAUUUGAAAUUACAGCAUUAGUUGUUUAAUCCAUUUUUUAGGUCCAGAGUGAUGUCAUUGACCAGAUCCUGGCCCGCUGCCACCCACUCAGCCUCGGAGGAGUCAGUGGGUCUAAAACCUUCCAAACGCCACGUGCACCGCCCGCAAACCCAAAGAGCAGCUCCGCUUACAGCUGUCUGCUCGUAAAAUUAGACCCCCACAGUCGCACCGUGGGCGUCAGCGGGACAGGACAACUGGGCCGACUCCUGGAGGAGAUGGACCCAAACCACAAGGCCCAUUUUUACUUUGGAAGGUGCACAAGAUGUGACAAAGAGGUGUGUGGUGCAGGAAGAGCCUGUCGGGCCAUGGGACGCUUAUUCCACGACACCUGCUUCACCUGCUGUGUCUGCACUAAAAAGCUCGCAGGAAAGCCAUUUUAUUCAACGUCAGGAGGAAUCUACUGUGAAGAGGACUUCCUAUACUCGGGGGCUCAUCCAUCCCCAGAGGUGUGCGACAGCUGUGGGUUCCUAAUCAGCGACCUGCUCCUGCAGGCUCGUGGGAAGUCCUACCACCCUUCCUGCUUCCGCUGUGUCGUCUGCAGACAGAGCCUGGAGGGCUUGCCCUUCGCCGUAGACUCGCGGAGCAGGGUCUAUUGUGUCACCGACUACCACAGGGUCCAGGCUCCCUGGUGUGAUGCCUGCAGAACACAGAUAUUGCCAACUGAGGGAUCAUCUGAGUCAGUUCAUGUUGAAUCCUUAAGCAGAAUUUACCAUGUGAAAUGCUAUGAAAGGAAGCAAACUCUAACGAGGACAGGGGCAGACUAGGCUUCAUCACUCUAUGACUUCAUGCUUGUAUUCAUCAAACCAUGAUUCAUUAAUGUUUGCAAAUAAAGACUACUAAGAGGCCAAAGAGAAAACUGCAAAUUUUUAAAACCCACAUAAAAUCAUAUAUUUAAAUCCACUAAA